Molecule: messenger RNA, 7455 nt
Organism: Phascolarctos cinereus (koala)
Lineage: Eukaryota; Metazoa; Chordata; Mammalia; Diprotodontia; Phascolarctidae
Gene: SLC22A23
Product: solute carrier family 22 member 23
Biological process (GO): transmembrane transport
Cellular component (GO): membrane
Molecular function (GO): transmembrane transporter activity
Source: RefSeq, a predicted model, not a curated record
UGCACUCGGGAGCCGGCUCCUUCAGGGUGCAGCGCCGCCGGCUUGCAGAGCGGAGCGGAGCUCGUCUCCUCCUUUCCUGGCUGCCGCAACCUAGCUCGGCUCCUCCGGAUCGCGGGUCCCCGCUCCUAGAGAAGGAGGAGGAGGGGGAGGAGAGCCUUCUCGCCGCCCGUCCGCGCUCCCCGGCCAGGAAAAGCCGAUGUGCCGGGGCCGCAGACACUGCGACUGCAGCGGCGGUGGCAGCGCCGGUGGCGGCGGCGGCUAAGAAGCCGGGGGAGCCAGGCUGUGGUCCCGUUUCCCGGGAGUCGGCCUCUCCCGCCCCCCUGGAGCCCCUGCCCGCCGCCGGGGCGAGAGGCACGUCCGUCCUCCGCGGGUGGCGGAGCUGCUGCAGCCCGGGCCGAAGAACGGGCAGGAGCAGCAGCGGCAGCGGCGGCAGCAGCUCCGGCGGCGGCUUCGCUCCUAACCCUUUCGGCUCCUAGGGAGGGAGGGGAAGCUAGAGGGCAGCGGGUGUCCGGCCCAGGGCGACAUAGGCACGGCUUGACGCAUAGACUGACCUGGGGCUAGGAGCGCCACCGGCGGGACGCAGCGGCCGCUUGGCUGUGUGCUUCGCGAUCCUGUACUCAUUCCCGGGGAGGAGAAAGAGAAGGAGGAGGAGAGAGAAAGGGAGGAAGAGGGGACGAGGGGAGGUGGGGGUAUCUUUUUUUAAAAACACAGAUUUUUUUUAAGCCCAAAUUGGCAUUGCCCUCUGGCCCGGGCAGGCAGGGCGCUGGAGGAGGCGCCGCGGUAGUGGCACCGGUGGUGGCUGCCUCGCCUCCCCCUCUCUCUAUGUGCAUCUCUCCGUGUGGCGGGUCGCGAGGAUGGCGAUAGACCGGCGACGUGAGGCGGGAGGCGGCGGCGGGCCGAGACGCCACCAGCCUCCUCCGGAGGAGAACGGGUCCCUGCCGGCUGGGGAGGCUGCGGCUGCAGCAGCCCCCCUGGGAGGUCCGCCUGUCGACGUAGGGGACAUCCAGACCCUGCCGCCUCUCCCGGCCCCCGGGGCCCCGGGGGGCGCCCCGCAGUCCAGCUGCUGCUCUUCGUCCUCAGCACCUAGUCUCCUGCUGCUGGACUACGAUGGGUCGGUGCUGCCCUUCCUCGGGGGGCUGGGCGGAGGCUACCAGAAGAUGCUGGUGAUCCUCACCUGGAUCCCGGCUCUGUUUAUCGGCUUCAGCCAAUUCUCGGACUCUUUUCUCUUGGACCAGCCGGAAUUCUGGUGCCGGGGGCCCCAAGAAGGAUCUGGCUUGGCGGGUGCCACCACCACUGGCAGGGUGGGCAUCGGCGACUUUGGGAACUGGACUGGGACUCCGGCAACCUUCUCCACGACCACCUGGAGACCGGUGAGCAACCUGAGCAGUAGUAGCCCGGGAGGAGCGGAGGUGGACUACACGCUGCCUCUGCAGCCCCCUCCGGACAAAGAAGACCUCAACUCCAGCAACUGCCAGUGCCACCAAUGGCACUACCGCAUCCGAGCAGGUCUCGUGCAAAACGUUGUCAGCAAGUGGGAUCUUGUGUGUGACUCUGCCUGGAAGGUCCAUAUUGCUAAGUUUUCCUUACUGGUUGGUCUAAUCUUUGGCUAUCUAAUAACCGGAUGUAUUGCUGACUUGGUUGGUCGGAGGCCAGUGCUGCUCUUUUCCAUCAUAUUCAUUCUGAUCUUUGGACUGACUGUGGCACUUUCAGUGAAUGUGACAAUGUUCAGCACACUCAGGUUUUUUGAAGGAUUUUGCCUGGCUGGAAUAAUACUUACCUUGUAUGCACUGAGAAUAGAACUUUGUCCUCCUGGACAUCGGUUCAUGAUCACGAUGGUGGCAAGCUUCAUAGCUAUGGCAGGACAGUUCCUCAUGCCAGGCUUGGCAGCCCUCUGUAGGGAUUGGCAGGUCCUCCAGGCUCUCAUCAUCUGCCCUUUCCUCCUGAUGCUUCUCUACUGGUCUAUUUUCCCAGAGUCCCUCCGGUGGCUAAUGGCCACACAGCAGUUUGAGCCAGCAAAGAAGCUGAUCCUGCAUUUCACGCAGAAAAACCGCAUGAAUCCUGAGAAUGACAUCAAAGGAGUGAUGCCCGAACUGGAGAAGGAACUUUCCAGAAGACCCAAGAAGGUCUGCAUUGUGAAAGUGGUGGGGACAAGGAACCUAUGGAAAAACAUUGUGGUCCUGUGCGUGAACUCGCUGACCGGGUUUGGGAUCCACCACUGCUUUGCUAGGAGCAUGAUGGGCCACGAGUUACCACUGCUCACGAACUUCUAUGCCGACUACUAUACCACGGCGGGCAUAGCCUUAGCUUCCUGCCUGGCCAUGUGUCUGGUGGUCAGGUUCCUGGGCCGAAGGGGAGGGCUGCUCCUGUUCAUGAUCCUCACAGCCUUGGCCUCCCUUUUGCAGCUUGGCCUCCUCAACCUGAUUGGAAAAUACAGCCAGCAUCCAGGCUCGGGAAUGAGUGAAAAAGUCAGAGAGAAAUUCUCCACCACGUUUUCCAUUGUGGGUAUGUUCGCCUCACAUGCAGUGGGAAGCCUCAGUGUUUUCUUCUGUGCAGAGAUCACCCCAACGGUAAUAAGGUGUGGAGGCUUGGGCCUGGUCCUGGCCAGCGCCGGCUUCGGCAUGCUGACCGCCCCGAUCAUAGAGCUGCACAACCAGAAGGGAUACUUCCUUCACCACAUCAUCUUUGCCUGCUGUACCCUCAUCUGCAUCAUCUGCAUUCUCCUCCUGCCGGAGAGCAAGAACCAGAACCUGCCAGAGAACAUCCUCAAUGGGGAACAUUACACGCGGCAGCCCCUCCUGCCCCACAAGAAGGGAGAGCAGCCCCUCCUGCUCACAAACUCAGAACUCAAGGACUACUCCGGCCUCCACGACGUGGCCGCCAUGGGAGACGGGCUGCCGGAAAACGCCACAGCAAACGGGAUGAAGUCCAUGUAACUGGGCUGCUUUGGUCACUUCAGGAGGGGAGCCCUUUUCGGGUCAGGUUUUCUUUUUAUCUGGCACAGGUUUUACAGACCUGCAACGAUGGCAGGUAUGGCCAACUCGGAAAGGAAAGGUCAAAUCUGCUGCUAAAGCCACUUAAAUCACAAGAGACUUUCAACCGGGGUGAGGAAAUUUCUGCCAACUGGAAAGCAUCGGGAUGAUGUAUUUGAGGGAAGAAACUGGCUGGAGAGAUACCUUUAAAGACCUUCUUUUUCUGCCAUUAAAUGUUUGUAUUUAUUUUGGUCAUUUUUACAAGAAGCACUUUAUUCCCUUUUCCUCUCAUUAAUCACAAAUUAAAAUGAACCUUCUCUUGUGGAGAGGUACAGCCAUUCCAAGAAAGAGACCUUAAGAAACAAAGCAAAAAAAAAAAAUCCAAACCUGAAAGAGGCAUCUUUUCUAUAGAAGAUGAACACACUAUGACCCAGGAGAGCAAAAAGUGAUUUCUUCCUGUCCCCAAACCCUCAAGGCGCCUUUGAGUAUAAGCAAAUGAUGCUGUUGUGAAUGAAACUGUGACUGUAUUUUAGACAAGGGGGGAAAAGUAAAAUUCAUUAGGUUUUGAUGGUGUCUCUGUAUGUGGUUUAAAACAAAAGAAAUGUCAUUUUCUACAUGUAAGGUAAGACCUUCCCAUUUCACAAUUAGAUUAAGCAGUUCACAAAUCCCAAUAAAGCAGGUAUGUGGGUCUUCUUUCAGGAUGGUUCUUUUGUACUGAGCAAUGAUGUUUGAAGCUCCUUUGGGAAAAAUCCUAAGCAUUUCAUUCAAAAUGAAGAAAACCCAAACUGGCUGUGGAUCCAGUUUUCUGAUGCCGGGGCUGCCUAAUGAAGUGGAUAAAUCAAUAAUAGGUGUACCGAGGCAGGACACAGCAUCAAGAACUUGAGACUCAUGCUCCUACCCAGAUGCCUUUCAGCUAAAAUCUCCCUAGUCCCUUAGCAGCAUCCGUUGCAGACUCUACUUGAAAGAAUGGCUACUUUCCAAUCAGCAAAUGAUACCGAAAAGUGACAACAAUGAUAAUAAAUGAAUAGAGGGAGGCAGUACAAAAACCUUACCAGGUAUACAUGUUGAGAGCACACACCCUCGAGGAAAACACUUGCUUAUAUUUUACUAUUGACUCUUUCUGACAUGUGGGUUAUCCACCAAGUCCUCUGCUUCUCCCAAUCUUUUCGUCCACUUCACUGCUUAUCAGGGCAGCAGCAGGGCAGGAAAGAGAGGUUAACCUCAAAUCAGUCUGUUUUCUAUCCAAACCCUUCCAAAAAAAAAAAAGAAUGAGAGAGAGGACAGAAAAAGGAAAUCCUAUAAAAUGAUAUAAUACUUUUUUAAAAAAAUAAUGCUGGAUUUUAAUUCUGUGCACCCCCCCCCAAAAAAAAAGUCUCAUGGGUAAUUUCAACUGUUGUAUGCAUUUGGAGGUCAUUUUGCACAUUCCUGGAAUUUGUCCACAGAUUCAUUGGCCUUCUGUCAUUUGAAGCCAUCCCCAGAGUAGGGAUGGACAUGGCAGUGUUGUGAGGUUUCCUCAAUAAUGUUAACGUUUUAAAAUCUUAUAUCCUAUUUUAGCCCACUAAAAAAGGAACUUUUAGGGGACUCAGAUGUGAUGCCCCUUUGUAGUAACAGCAAGCAAUUAACCAAGCAAUUAAUUAAUUACAUGGAGUCAGUAGACCCCAUUUCCACACAGUUCCCACAGAUGCCUAAGUACUGACAACCUUUGGCUCUUGCUUGGUCAAGCUCAGAGAAGGAUCAAACUCGAGUUUUUUCCUGAGCAAGAAGUUUUUUCUGUCUUAGUCGACGCCGUGUGUUAUAUAUGUCUUUGUUCUGGGGCAAAGUUAGAUCUUCCAAUGGUCUAAGUGCCAGGAUGGGUACUGUGUAGUAGGCAGCCACGCAUCUGCCACCUGCUAUGGAGCUUGAUGUUGUAGAGCCCAGAAAAGGGGUUAAUCUGUGCUCUGUUUCCCCAUCCUAGCUCCUUACCUCAUCUAUGUACCUGCUGUCUCCACCGACCUUGGUCCUCCUAACAGUGGCACAAUGUUGUAGCAGUAGGUAGCAGCUGAGUGACCUGUUCCUCAGUGCCGGGGUGGGGGGCAUCAGCACUGGGGUGGGAUGUUAAUCGAAGAGAUGAGAUUAUCGGAGUGAAGAAGGCAAACAAAAGUAGGGGUGUUUUCUAAACUGUGUCCAAAACAUUAAAACCUGCUGCUGUCAUGGAGAACCAGGCUAUGUAUCUGGGUUCUAAAAAGACUCUUCCUAAGAAACACUGGAGCAGGUGAAGACGGACUUUAAAAGCAACCUGGUAAUAAACAAUCAGUGGGGAAACAGGCUGUUGUUACACAGCUGACUUCAGUUCAGCUACCAUUGCAUUGUAUGACUGUUCUUACCCUCUGUAGUUGCUCGUAUGACUUAAAGUUGGGUCUCCUUUGUUACAUGUUGCAAAUUUUCAGUCUGCAUUCACCUUGAAAAGGGCCUUUCUUUAGAUGUGUGCAGUCUUCACGUGCCAAACUUGUGAAAUACCUUUUGCCUUUUAUAGAGUACUUGCAACAAAAUCACAUGGCAACAAAAUCCAUGUAAGUAGAUGAAAAAUACAGAUGUGGCCUUGAAGUGAGAGCAUCAGACACAUGAGGGGAGGGGCGGUCAGCAAGGGCUCUUUGGACCACAGACUGGACACCUGGGCAUGUGUGCACAAAUGCACAUGUAUAUAUACACACACACACACACACACACACACACACACACACACAGCUGGUACACCUUGCAAUCCAUUUACUGUAACAGCUUUUUAGUGAAUGAUAUCUAUGAGCAUUCUUGAAACUGCGGUCUGAAUCCCGUGGAUUUUUUCAAAUAACACGUAUUAAAGCUGUCCAUGCUCCUGAGCUGCCUGUCACCUCGUGGAGUCACGCACAGUGCUUCAGAGAACCCUUCUUGUUUCAGGGUCUCUAUUCUCUUAACGUAGAAAAACAAUAACAACAGACAACAUCCAACAGGGCCAAUGAACAGAAGGAAAAAACAAAACACUAGAACGUAUCAAACAACAGGAUGGAUUAAUGAUGGGAAUUAAAAAGUGACAGGAGUUAAAAAUAAAGUCCUGGUUCUUAGCUUUAGAAGCUGGGGGAUGAGGGAGAAGAAGCAGGAGAGGAGGGAUUUUAAUUUUGAUUUUUUUUGCCCAGUCUGCUUGACUAUAAUGACAUUAUCUUGCUUGGAACCUGGUAAGUGGCACACCUCUCAGCAAGGCAGGCAUCCCUCUGAUUCUGUUGGCACAUCCCUCUCAAAACUCACCCAGGGUUAAAGGGCCAGGUUUAACUCCUCCUUUCGAUGGCAUCAUCAGCUGGGAAAAGUUUUUGGUGCCAGCCAACAUUUUUACUGAAUGUAGUCAAAUCAGAAGAACCUCUCUAUGGAGAGAGCCCAGAAGAGUAAUGUACCAAGUGAGGCAGCAGGGAUGGAGAAAAGGGCGUCUGCGUCCUGCAUCUUGUCUGCCCUGCUCUGUGUACAGAUGGGUGCUCUGGCAGCUACUUAAUGACUUGUCUGUCAAACUUGAAAACUACUCAAUCCUGUUUCCUUCAUGGUUGACACAAAGGAAACGCUUUUCUCAGGCGACUCGCUGCUUCCAGUCAGCCUCCUCUUCCCCUCUCCCCCAUAGAGAGCAUUCAAAGAUGUACUUGCCAGCUACCUACAUGUAAAUCCAUUUCAUUCUGAAACCUCAUUAGUUAGAUUUUUCAACCACCAGGGGGCUCUGUCUUAUCUCCUUUGUCUCCCUUUUCCAACGAUUGACGCACAAAGCCUUUCUUCCCCAUCACCCAUGCACCACCCCACCCAUCCCACCUCCAAGUUCUCAAGGAUGCUUUGUGCUACCAAGCACCAUAGUCUGUUUUUAUCGUCUAAGAGGCUGGUUGGCCAUAGACACACUGGCAACUGGAAAGGGGAUGGAGUGGUUGGCUUAGUCUAUCACUGAGCAAGAAAGAGCUAAUGAUUCCCAAAAGGAAGUAUCCCGCUUAAACCUGAUACUUCCCAGAGCCAAGCCGAAGUCACAAAACUGGAAGUAGGAGUGCUGUGAAAUGGGCUUUGAAUGUCACAUCACCUGUAGCCUCUGGAUGGCUCACACUGGAUGGCAUCCUGCACUUCAACUGCUAUUGUUGCUCUUUUUUUUUUUUAGACAAAACCUCAUUUUAAUGUAGUGUAUAAAAUGUUUUGGGAAAGGAAUACAGAGUAAUGUCUAGUGGGUAAGCUUUCCUUCCUUUCUUCCUUCCCCCACUCCUCUCCCCUCUUCCUUUUCCCUGCCCCAACUCCCUCCGUUUCUGAUGAGGCUCUAAUUAAAGAAUUGUUACUGUACGUUUUGAUCAUGAUUAGGCUGGUGGUGCUUACCCAUAGCACAAGCUUAAAUCAAGUACUGAAACUGUCUUAACUAGCUAAGUGUCUGCAUGAUGUUACAUCUGUUGUACCUACUGAGAAAUUUGUAUGUGAAUGUACAGAAAUAAAAACCCAAAAAAAAGCUGCCCCAUUACCAGAA